Heterobilharzia americana is the source of this 288-nucleotide messenger RNA. Lineage: Eukaryota; Metazoa; Platyhelminthes; Trematoda; Strigeidida; Schistosomatidae. The record is from the annotation of a GenBank genome assembly.
AUGCUAAAAAAUCUGUGUCGACAACAGAUAGUGAUAAAUGAAACUCUUAAAUCUGAAAUUUCUAAAUUAAACAAUAUUAUACGUGUAGUAUCUGAUGAAAGAAGGAGCUCAUACUACUUACUGCUACAAAAUUUGAUCAUAUAUCGCGAGAAAUCAUCACCAGAUCCGUUUGUAUUAGACAUAUGUAACAAUUUUAUUUCAAUGCUUUUUAAGUUUAUGUACAUGUUAAGUACAACAAUACUAGAUCUACUUAGUCGUCUUCUAACGUUAAAAAAGCAUAAACACUAA